UGCACUUUGUUCGUUUAAAGUCUAUCCGAUGACACGAAAGCCAGGACAGAGUAAUAUUUGUUAUAAUGUAUUAGUGUACUGUACGAGUUGUCUGGUGUUUAUUUGGGCGGUACCGGAUCUAAACGAAGAAUUAGCAACCUGACUGAUGCACUGUUUUGAAUUUGCUACGAAGAAGCACUACGGCGAUUAAUUUACACUUGCUCGUUCGUAAUCCUGCAAGCACACCCUGUCCUUUCAGCUUUCUUGACAGUUCAGCAUACACAUGUCGAUGGAGAAGCAGGCUGUGGAGCGAGCCAGGACGGCCUUCCUCACCAGGAGGUCGCGACCCCUGGAGUUCAGAGCUCAGCAGCUGAAGGCUCUUCAGAGGAUGAUCACGGAGAAAGAGCGCGACAUCGCUGCUGCACUUAAACUCGACCUCAACAAGAACGAGUUUCAGACUCCUCUGUACGAGCUGGUGGGUCUGGAGGGUGAGAUCCAGCUGGCUCUGGAGAAGCUCCCGGAGUGGGCAGCCCCUCGCACCGCAGAGAAGACCCUGCUCACCAUAUCGGACGAGGUUUACAUCCAGCCAGAGCCCCUGGGGGUGGUCCUGAUCAUUGGAGCCUGGAACUACCCCUUCGCCCUGGUCAUCCAGCCCCUCAUAGGGGCCAUCGCAGCCGGAAACGCAGCUGUGAUCAAGCCCUCAGAAGUGAGCGAGCAUACAGCCAGGCUGCUAGGGGAGCUGCUCCCUCAGUACAUAGACAAGGACCUGUACCCCGUGGUGAACGGAGGGGUCCCCGAGACCCAGGAGCUCCUGCGGCAGCGCUUCGAUCACGUCUUCUACACGGGGAACUGCGCCGUGGGCAAGCUGGUGAUGGAGGCUGCCUCGCGCCACCUCACCCCCGUCACCCUGGAGCUGGGUGGGAAGAGCCCCUGCUACAUCGACAAGGACUGUGACCUCUCCAUCGUCUGCCGCCGGAUCACAUGGGGGAAGUAUAUGAACUGCGGGCAGACGUGCAUCGCUCCCGACUAUGUUCUGUGUGACCAGAGCAUCCAGAGCAGGGUGGUGGAGGAAAUCAAGAAGGCACUGAAGGAAUUCUAUGGCGAUGAUCUCAAGACGUCUCCGGAUUACGGGCGCAUGAUCAACCAGCGGCACUUCAAGAGAGUGACAGCUCUGCUGGAGGGGGAGACGGUGGCUCUGGGCGGGGAGAGCGACGAGGCUGACUGCUUCAUAGCCCCCACGGUGCUCACGGGAGUGACCGGCUCCUCCAAGGUCAUGCAGGAGGAGAUCUUCGGCCCCGUCCUUCCCCUGGUGAGCGUGGGGAGCGUCGACGAGGCCAUUCGCUUCAUCAACCAGAGAGAGAAGCCCCUGGCUCUGUACGUCUUCUCAUACGACAGCAAGCUGAUAAAGCGGAUGAUUGCUGAGACGUCCAGCGGGGGGGUCACUGCUAACGACGUGCUGCUGCAUUACUCCAUCAGCGCGCUGCCCUUCGGGGGUGUGGGCAACAGCGGGAUGGGCAGCUACCACGGCAAGCACAGCUUUGACCGGCUGAGUCACCUGCGCUCCUGCCUCAUCAAGAGCCUGAACAUGGAGGCGGUCAACAAGGUGCGCUACCCGCCGCACAGCGCCAAGAAGCUCAGCUGGGCGCGAUUCUUUAUCCUCAAGAGGGUGCGGCUGGGCACUCUGGGACGCCUGGCACUGCUUGCCGCGUUCGUUGCCCUGGCAGCCCUCGUGGCACAGAGGUUUCUGUGACAAGGAUAGAGUCUGCCUCCAGUUUGGAGCAUCAGAAAGGCAGAUGAGAGGUCCCAGUUCAGCCUGGACCAGUGCUGCUGAGCUGCAUGAAAACCAGCAAUAUGAUUAACACACUUUUCUUUUGCACACAAAUUAUGUGUGUAGAUUUGCUGGCAAAAACUAACAAACCAAACAAAUCAUAAAUAAUUCUGUAUCCAAUAGAUAUAUUUUAUUCUCCAAAUUCCUGAUUUUCAAGGGGACCAGAUUUGUUGUUUCUGGGGAUGUUCUGAUAGCUGCCUUUAUUUCAGAAUGGUGUUUUAAUUUGCUGAAGCUUUUAAAAUAUAUCAAGGUGGUGUGAACCACAGUGAUACGUUUUACUCCUCACCAUCAUUUAAAAAAACAAAAAAAAGACAAAUUAGUGACUUGAAAAAACAGUUUAAGAAGGAUCGGUGUAUCGCACGUUGGGUGAUCCUAUCAAAUGAGAAAAUUAGCAGAUUGUUAAAAUGAUAACAGCCACACUGCUGGUUGACCAUUUUAAAAUAAGCGUGCAAUGUUGUUCUCAUUAAUAACAUACAGUGGUCUCUGCUACCUCUGUGUGGUGGAUAGGAUCAGGAGAACGAAUUACAGGAAAGGAGGUAGGGCAGCACCAACAGCUGGGUGUGGGUUCAGAUUUGAAAGUAAAUGAUCAUUUCCAGAAUUGCUUGAGCUUCAAUGCAUUUGAACUUUUAUACUGUGUGCUGA
Messenger RNA from Acipenser ruthenus (sterlet), 2449 nucleotides. Its product is annotated as aldehyde dehydrogenase family 3 member A2-like. The transcript has 12 exons. Gene Ontology annotation, cellular component: cytoplasm. Gene Ontology annotation, molecular function: aldehyde dehydrogenase (NAD+) activity. The record is from RefSeq and is a predicted model, not a curated record. NCBI's taxonomy places the organism in Eukaryota, Metazoa, Chordata, Actinopteri, Acipenseriformes, Acipenseridae. Bases 263 to 1729 code for a protein of 488 amino acids. Gene Ontology annotation, biological process: aldehyde metabolic process.